GCCAUCUUGGAGCUGAAUAAAGUUGAUCCCAGUCUCUUUUGUGGUGUCUGUCAAAUCGGAAGGUCUGAGAUCACUAAACAGACAUUUAAACCGACACUUCCGACUCCCGUCAGACUACGACCUGAGGAAACACAUUAACCUAAACCUUCAAGCACCCGUUUAACACCUCCUGAGCUCAUAACGACAUUAAAGCACAAGGAGCCUGAAUGGAGGCCCACGGUUCAGCACGAUUGUCCAGGAAGAGAAAGAGAGACGGUUCAAAUGGAGAGGCAGAGGAGGGCGAGAAACCCCUGAAGUUAAAACGAUGCACAGUGGGUCUGAAAUACCCGGCUCCGUAUGCAGAUCAGCUCGAGUCAAUGGAAGAAAAGCCAUAUCAGCGCGUCACCAUGGAGGAAGCUCGCCGAGGCACUCCACCCGACAGGCCUGUGCGUGUGUAUGCUGAUGGCAUCUUCGACAUGUUCCACUCAGGACAUGCACGGGCUCUCAUGCAGGCUAAAUGCCUUUUCCCAAACACUCACCUUAUUGUAGGUGUGUGUAGUGAUGACCUCACACACGAGUUAAAGGGCUUCACCGUCAUGAAUGAGGAUGAACGCUAUGACGCGAUUAGUCACUGUCGCUAUGUGGACGAGGUGGUCCGGAAUGCUCCGUGGACUCUCACGCCCGAGUUCCUCACCAAGCAUCGGAUUGACUUUGUGGCCCAUGACGAUAUCCCAUAUUCCUCAGCUGACAGUGAUGAUGUUUACAAGCACAUCAAAGAAGCAGGAAUGUUUGCACCAACCCAACGAACAGAGGGUAUUUCCACCUCUGACAUCAUCACACGCAUCGUUCGAGAUUAUGACGUGUACGUCAGACGGAAUCUACAGCGCGGCUACACCGCGAAAGAGCUUAACGUCAGCUUUAUCAAUGAAAAGAAGUACAACCUUCAGGAGCGUGUGGACAAGGUGAAGAAGAAAGUGAAGGACGUGGAGGAGAAGAGUAAAGAGUUUGUGCAGAAGGUGGAGGAGAAAAGCAUCGACCUGAUCCAGAAAUGGGAAGAGAAGUCCCGCGAGUUCAUCGGCAACUUCCUACAGAUGUUUGGACCGGAGGGAGCGUUGAAGCACAUGCUGAAGGAAGGGAAAGGUCGAAUGCUUCAGGCCAUCAGUCCGAGGCAGAGUCCCAGCAGCAGUCCCACACGCGAGCGUUCCCCUUCUCCAACCUUCCGUCUGCCCUUCUUCACCAAGACCUCCCCGUCCUCCUCACCCUCCUCACAUCACAGCAGCGCCCUGUCCGGCUACUCCUACGCCGCCCGCAAACAGGCCAUCAGCGAAGACGAGGAGGACGACGAAGAUUAGAUUGCCACAGCACACCAUGCAUCUGUCUUCCAAGACUGGCUAUCGAACCUCAGAAACGAAGCAAUCCUUAAACAAUCCAUCAGUUUUGCACACGGUAUUAUUAACAGAUAUGAAGGUGUAAAAUGGAGCGAAGUGUAGAAAUUAGUGACUCAAACGUGUGGGAUGGGAUGCGAGUAUUCAGACUUCAGCGUCUCGUUUUGAAUCACACAGGAUUGUUUUAGAAUGAGUGCUCAUGGUAUUAAUGCAUUUCAGUUUUAAUGAUUUUAAUGUUCGUAUCAUAAUAUAUAAAUGUCAGACAUCUCAUUGGUCACACGUCUCUUCUUGGGAAAACGUUGAAUACAAGGAACUGUGAGAAAUGCAAUCCUCUAUACAAAAGAGCUUAAAAAUAAUAAUAAAAUGUUUUUAUUUUUUGUCGCAAGGUGCAUAAUCAGUGUUGUCACGGUUAAUAGUUCUAAACAUGUGUUGAAUAACUAAAAUACGCCAAUAUUACCGAGGCACCUUGAGCAUGGCUGUUGGGAAAGUGAGAUAGUAACUGUACCGUCUUUGACUUAAUCGAAUUGGUCUCCCUUUACUCAUCUACUUGAGGUUGGUGUGUCAUGCUUUAGUACAGGUCAUGAUUACAAAUUUAAACACUGUAUUUUAAAAAAUAAAUGCUUUACAUAAAAUAGAGUUGUUAAACUUUUGAAAAGAAAGUGAAGCAAAUCACUGUUUUUUUCUAUCAUUUACCGCACAAUGCCGUUUAUCUUUCACUGUGAUUGUUCUCAUGGAGCUUAGGCUAAACUAAGGCUAAAGGGCUUGUUUUUCAUGUUCAGUUCAGAUGAGUUUUGGACUUGAUAAUUGCUUAAGUGCUGCAAGUGAAACCAACUGAGCUGUCUAUUAUGAUUAAUAGUUCACAAUUAAACCACUUGAAAGGAAUAUUCUGGGUCUGAUCUCAACAGUUACUGUCCAGUUUGAUAGAAAAUAAUUUUUAUUUGGUAUACUAAAAGAAAAACAACGAAAGAGUUACACACAUGGAAGGCUAUAAAGCAAUCAUUGGUUUAAGUGUGUAAUUGUCCGUUUUUUGAGUCCGUCGCGUCACGUGACAUGAAAAAAAUAUAAAUGGCGUGGCACGAAUUAAGAAUUCGUUUUUUCGUUUUAGUAAAUCGUGGGGAUAUUGAAAUAAUUCCCACGUUUUGAUUUAACUAAACGAAUUAUUACAACAUGCUACGAUUUAGUGAAUCAUGGGAAAGAAUUAGUAAAACGUGAUGAUAUUAAGUCGUUACGAUACAGUUGUUUUUUAACCGGUUGAGGCACAAAAUGUUCUUGCGAUUAACUUGUAUGUAACCCUUAUCAUUAACUUUGAAUAGUUUUGUCAGCAUUUUUUUUUUAAAUGUACAUUUAUGGAUAUGCCAAUUGUACGUUUAAAUUGAGAUUGUACCUCUAGUGAUUAUAUAAUUUUUUUUGUUGUUGUCUCGUUUCAUAAUUUGACAAGAGGCAGAGGCUCGUCAAACUGCUGUCCAGACUUUCACUGAUUUCAGAAUUCAAUGAUUGACGCUUCACUUUCAUGGUAAUGUGUUUUCAAGCCUCUGAUUUUUCCUUUGCACAAAUUAAAUGAAUCUAGGAGAAUUAUUUAUUAACUUUGCCUUCCCUAAUCCUGUCAGCUUUUGAUUGUACAGGAUGACAACAGAGACAGGAAGACAAAUAAAUGGUGUUUAAUGUAAAA
Pimephales promelas (fathead minnow) is the source of this 3033-nucleotide messenger RNA. RefSeq names its product phosphate cytidylyltransferase 1A, choline a (gene pcyt1aa). Gene Ontology annotation, molecular function: choline-phosphate cytidylyltransferase activity; phosphatidylcholine binding. Lineage: Eukaryota; Metazoa; Chordata; Actinopteri; Cypriniformes; Leuciscidae. Gene Ontology annotation, cellular component: endoplasmic reticulum. The record is from RefSeq and is a predicted model, not a curated record. Gene Ontology annotation, biological process: CDP-choline pathway.